AUGGUCUGGGCAGCGCGCAAACCGGAAGAGCCCGCGCGGUGUCUGCGGACGAGGGGAGGGGAGGGGAGGGGAGAGUUCCGAUCCGCGCUCUCUCCAGUCCGCUUUCUCCCGCUCCCCAGGAGAGUUAAUUCGAGACACAGCGUUUCCUCCACGUACGCCGUAGAGGCCGGGCGAACAGAGCUUGCGCUGCACCACAGAGAAGCAGAGGGAGGCAUGCGGUCGGAAGACGGCCGAGCGCGUGCGCGGGCAAGCUGGGCACAUGCGGCAGAGAUGGUGGCGCUCGUUGACGAGUCCUGUGAAGGCAAGCAUGUGGACGGUCCGGGCGCGCGAUAA
This is a messenger RNA of Fibroporia radiculosa, 333 nucleotides long. RefSeq lists its product as uncharacterized. Lineage: Eukaryota; Fungi; Basidiomycota; Agaricomycetes; Polyporales; Fibroporiaceae. The transcript is spliced from 2 exons. The record is from RefSeq and is a predicted model, not a curated record. The coding region runs from base 1 to 333 and encodes 110 amino acids.